Messenger RNA from Lingula anatina, 1215 nucleotides. RefSeq lists its product as uncharacterized. Gene Ontology annotation, cellular component: extracellular region. The record is from RefSeq and is a predicted model, not a curated record. Lineage: Eukaryota; Metazoa; Brachiopoda; Lingulata; Lingulida; Lingulidae. Gene Ontology annotation, molecular function: chitin binding.
UAUAAUUUCAUCCCAUUUGAUUCAGAAACGAACAUUUUCCCUCUUCUUCCUAAAUUAGUAGACCGCAAAACACACUGAAAUUUAAUGUCUUACACAUUUUGGUGACGCGACUGCGUAUACUGGGGCUGGCAGGUCCUGUGUGACAUUUCUCGCCCGAAGGAAAGUCAAUUUGGGGCGAAAGCGUGGGGACAUUGGAACGUUUUACACCGGACUGGACAUCAAAGCUCGAUCCUUGGAGGUCUUUCUCGUGAAUCUUGGCACACAUUCCGGGAACUGCUUAUGAAAGAAAAACGCCAUUUCUCUACCGAGAUUUAAGCUUACGUGAAAAGUGGACGGUAUCGCGUCCCGAAAAUGGUUUGAAGACAUUUAGAUCAACCUUAUAGAAGAUACGUGAACAACUUGAAAAUAAAAGCAUUUUCGAAUUUUCACAUUCGGAGAUUGCAUUUCAAACAUUCUGUGACUGCGCCUAUUUCAUCCACAUUCAAGGCGGAGGAGAGAAGGCCCAGAUAAAACUGAAACAACGGACCCGUAGAUCUAGAGCAAAAGAAAAGUGACACUGAUAGAAUAAAAUUAAGAAUUACAAAAUCUAAAUUUGAACAUCUUUUGCCAUUUACCAUGGAGAACCAAGAGAUGAGUGUCACGAUGCAGGAGCGGGUAAAGGCUGCCCUUACGGACCGCCUAGGAAUGUUCACCCGCAGUGACGCCCAGAGAGCGCGGUUCAUGCAAUACUGUGUCUACAUCAGUGUAGCUGUCCUGCUGGUACUGUCAGCGAUGAUGAUCAUCGUAUUUCCCAUUGUUUUCGACAGCUUUUAUGCCCGUACCGUUUACCCGAUUAAUCAAGAUACUUUAACAGCCACCACAGCGGAAAAGCACGUACCAAUAGAUAAACAAGAGACAACUGAAAUGAUCCCGACAACAUCAACAGAACUGGAAUUGUCAACCGAAGUCGAUAUAGCAACUACGGAAGGUCAGCCCUCUAAAACAACAGCCAAACCAAAGAAAAAGACAAAAAUCCCAAGUACUACUGUUACUACGAGAAAACCAACCACAACAGAGAAAGCCACAACAACAACAACCUCUCCUACAACUACGGUUCCAAAAUCGACUACCUCACCUCCAUCCACCACCACGACGACCAGAAAGACCACGACCACCCCCCUCAGCCCCACCAUCCCCCAUUGCCCUGCAGACGGGGUGCCAAAUACCUGCACGUGA